UGAAGAGGAGGAGCCAGAUGUUGAUGCCACUCGUCACCGAACUGCCUGAAAACCUGACUGAUGCGACCCUUGACCUGGAGAGUGACCCCACAGUUAACGGUGAUGAGGUGGAUAGUGGCGAGGGCAGCAGCAACGAGGAGACGCUGCUGCUCGAAAGUCAAGCCAAGAUCACAGAGCUGCAGGCCUCAGUGGACGCUCUGCUGGCGGAGAAGCUUAAACUGGAGCAACAGGUGGAGGAUCUGACCAAAGAGCAGGUGCAGCUAAGAGAGCAGCUUGCUCUGGAGGUUGAGGAGAAAGAGGCCAUUCUGAGGAAAAUCAACAAACAAAACAAGACCAUGAAUAAACUCAAACGAGUGUCGCAGCUUGUCACAGAGGAGUUCACAGAAAUGUCUCAGAAGCUGGAGCUGGAGCAGGGCCUCCGGCAACACGCUGAAGUCUUUGCCACCCAGAUGAUCCUGGAGCAGAAGGGGGCCCAACACUCAGAGACUGACCUGAAGCUGCAGGUGCAGCUUCAGCAGGCGCUGGAACAGAUCUCCAAAAUCAGCACAGCUCUGUGUGAUAUACAGCUCUGCUACCAGGACCAGUUAAAACAGAGCCAGAGAGCUGUGGAGGGGAGCAGCGCCCUCUCCGAGCUGCAGAACCUCAGGGAGCAGCUGGAGAAGAGUGAGGAGGAGAGGAAGACUUUAGAAACUCAGCUAUCUGAGGCCAACAGCUCAGUCACGCAGCUCCAGGAAGAAGUGAAACAUUUACAAGAGGCACUUGACAGGGAUGAUAAAAUUGACAACCCAGAAGAGAAACCCAUUUCUGCCCCAGCUUCACUGCCUCCUCCACCGCCACCACCGCCGCCACCUCCGCCACCUCCGCCACCUCUGCCUCCCACUACUGUCACCAACUUUCGUGAUUUCCUGAAGAGCAGGAAGAAAGAUGCUGAUCAAAACAAAGCGGCACCCUUGCUGGACAUGAAAGCAAGAGCGGUGGAUGAAAUGAUGGAGAGAAUAAAAAGAGGCAUCAUCCUGAGGCCUAUGAAGAGGAUACAGGAGGACGACAGUUCCUGGAAGGACCAGAAAAGCGAAAACAGAAAGUCAGCCAUCCUGGAGUUGAAAGGAGUGCUGGACAACAUCAAGCGUCAGCAUCACCGCAGAGUGCCAUCCAGGAGGGGAAUCGGCCGUAAUGUGGGUGAAGCAGAGCUCCUGAUGGUGCUCCAGAGGAGGAGGAAAGCAAUGGGAGAGAAUCAGGACUCAGCGCCCUCAAAUCAACCACAGGAUUUCCAGCCAGGUUUGCCGUGUGUUCCAGCAGCAGGAGAUGCUCCCUGGGCAGGUGAGAGCGGCAGCGCCCCUGUGCUUCGGAGGCUGAAGCAGAACCGGGAGAAGAGGGACUCUCGUAUCAGAGCGUCGGCACUGUUCAUCAGCCACCAAGCCUGACAGCUGCAAGAGGAGGACAUGCCACUUAAAGGACAUGCUGCAUCACUAUUGUUAUUAUUAUUAUGCAGUUUUAUAUGACAAUAAACG
Molecule: messenger RNA, 1508 nt
Organism: Archocentrus centrarchus (flier cichlid)
Lineage: Eukaryota; Metazoa; Chordata; Actinopteri; Cichliformes; Cichlidae
Gene: shtn2
Product: shootin 2
Exons: 13
Coding region: 18-1421 (467 amino acids)
Biological process (GO): positive regulation of neuron migration; neuron projection morphogenesis
Cellular component (GO): cell leading edge; axonal growth cone; cytoplasm
Source: RefSeq, a predicted model, not a curated record